Coniophora puteana RWD-64-598 SS2 is the source of this 1188-nucleotide messenger RNA. RefSeq lists its product as uncharacterized. The coding region runs from base 1 to 1188 and encodes 395 amino acids. The transcript has 5 exons. The record is from RefSeq and is a predicted model, not a curated record. Lineage: Eukaryota; Fungi; Basidiomycota; Agaricomycetes; Boletales; Coniophoraceae.
AUGAGUUCCGGACCACCUCAGUAUACGCCGUCGGAGCCAUCUCCUAUGUACUCCUCGACGCCGCUUCAUGGCGAACAGAGGGUUGCGCAUAAUCGUCGCGCGACGUCAUCACGCACUGGGUCCUUCAGACGCAUAACCGACAAGGUUACGGUGGUCCUCUCGGACCAACUGCCCGGUCGUAUCCAGCCCGUUUACGGACGCGGAGGCUGCAUACAAGGAUAUCUUGCGGUUCACGACAUCGACAACAUUAUUGAAGUCACCAUACGACUGAGAGGGGAGAUUAGCAUCGACAUCGCUAGCACAGGGAGCAGAUCACGAACGAGGGUUCUCGACGAGUCCUUUACGCUGUGGAAAGCAGGUCCUUCGGGACCAUGUCCUCCGACUAUCCCCAUCGCACUGGUUUGGCCGUCCAAGUUUUGGGACGGCAGCCAGACUCGUCAAUUACCUCCCUCGUUCGAGAACGAUGUGCUAUCAACAUCCUGCUCAUAUGACCUGACAGUCCUAUUGUCAAAACGUAAGCAGCUGUUAGGACUGGUGAAACCGGCAGACAGCGUGUCAAUACCUCUGACGUACUUCCCGCGUACGCGCCCACCUGCACCGGCGACCUGUAGGGAAGAUCCAUUCGUGCCAAGCAUGAGGAGCGCGCCGGACGAGUGGCAUCAGAGCCAAUGCAUUAUGAAGCCUUGCCAACGCUCCGCUUUGACGGCUGUCCAGUGUUCUCUAUAUAUCCCAAUAGUCCGCGUAUACGCGUUAUCCGACAUCAUUCCUUUCCAUGUCCAGUUUCACGCAACCGAGGCAUCUCUUGCUCAUCUAAGAGAUGGUGUAGGAUCUGUCGAAGGGCAUGUUUCAGUACGGGUGUACCUUCUCCGCAAGACUAGCGUUACCGUAAAUGAGGAGAUAGCUACUUCUCGUCGCAUCUUGGGAGAGGGACAGAUCUUCGUGACCAAAUCAACGCUUACACCCCAAGAAGACGGACUAUCGGCGCUGGACUGCGAUGGCGAAGUCGUGUGUGGGGAUGCGGAGGUUGAUGGGCCCAGCUUCAUCGUCUCAAACCUUUCAGUCAAGGAUCUCAUUGUGCUCGAGCUAAAGCCUCAACAACCUUUGAAGUCGUCUUUUCUGGAGAUGUCGCAUGCCGUUCCGAUACGACUAGUGACGGACACUUGGGCGGAAGAGCCGGCCGCGACAUGA